Molecule: messenger RNA, 1434 nt
Organism: Anneissia japonica
Lineage: Eukaryota; Metazoa; Echinodermata; Crinoidea; Comatulida; Comatulidae
Product: serine/arginine-rich splicing factor 4-like
Exons: 11
Coding region: 28-1434 (468 amino acids)
Cellular component (GO): NuA4 histone acetyltransferase complex
Source: RefSeq, a predicted model, not a curated record
CAGAAUUGUGCUUUGCAGUACACAGAUAUGAUGGAAAAUUCAGAUCUUCCAAAACGGAAAAGGAGUACAGAUAAGGCCGAAGGUGAUUCAUUGGAGGUAUUGAUCGUUAGAAAGUUAACACAUGAACGAAUUGAUGAAUUGAAGAAACAAAUUAAAUCUGACCAGUUGCGAUACAAGACCCUUCGACGAGAAAUUGACCAAUUAAAGGCAGGACAGCUAGAUAAGGAAGUGCGGACCAUGUGGGAGGAGCUACAGACGAAGGACAGAGAAGCUUCGGAGGAAGCAGGGGCAGAGAAGUUGGCUGUCGACAAUGCAAGACUAUCAUCCUCAGGAAAAAAUGUAGUCCGUGGAGGAGUAAAGAAACCAUCACCUAAGCUGAAAAAUUCACAAGAAACUGAGUCUACGUUAAGCAAUGAUAUAGAUACAAUGGAAAUUGAUGUGGUAUCAACAACUCCUCAAGCACCAACCCCACCACCAGUUUCAAAACCAUUGCCUGUGCUACAAGAUAUCACCCCCAUACCAACCAAUGAUGUUUCCAGUAGAGAGAGUAGCAAUGGCAAGAAUACUGAUGUUGGUAGAGCACACGAUUCUGUGUCAAUGGAUGUUCAACAAGUUGCUGAAAAGCCUGGGAAGGGGGUACCUCCUCCAUCAAUUGAAGCAAAAGAUAAAAAGAAAGUUGAAGCUAACCAACAUGAGAAAACGUCAGAAAAGAAAAGGGAGGAGAAGCUUGAUGUAAGCAAAGUAAAGAAAUCUGAAGACUUGAAACAUGAAAAGAGAAAAGGUGAUAAAUUUGAUGCUAAGAUGGAUAAGGAUGAGGACAAAAUUGUAGAGCAGAAAGUGAAAAAAAAUCUUGAGCAAACAAUUGGAAAGAAAGACACAAGUCAAGAAAAUACAGACAACCACAAAGAGAAGAAAGCUGAUGUAAAAUAUGAACCAAAAAAAGAUAAAAAAGAAUACAAGCAGGAAGAAAAGACAAGCACCAAGACACAGUCAACAAAGGCUUCACCAGCUGGUAAAGAACUCCAUCCUGCAACUGAAGGAGAACACACAGACAGCAGUAAAGUCAUGUCUAAGGAUGGUGUCACCAAACAAGCAGCAGCUCCAGAAACUUCAAAACCGGAUGAGAUGAAACAAACUAAAAAGGUGAUUUUGAAGAAACCUGAAAAAAGGAAGAGUGGACGAGGAAAACGAAAAUCAUCAGAUACGCAGGAGGAUGGUGGUGAAAAAAAAGACAAGUCAUCAGACCCAUCAUCCAUUGAUGAUGAGAAGAACGAAGACAAGAGUGAAACAAGUGAGAUGGAAGAAGUAGAAACCAGGCGGUCUGAAAGUGACCGAGAUGACCAGUCCAUUCGUGGUGUAGCUUUCUGUGAAUCCAUGCCAAACAGUCCUGCUUCUAUUACACCAAGGGAUCGAGACUUAUCAACAAAGUCAUAG